GGAUCGUUUGUGACGACAGCACGUCCAUGUGAUAGCGCUUCAGCCACAGACUGCAGCAGACACAGCAAGAGGGACACUGGAAAGUUUCCACGAUAACACACUGGACAGAGACUGCUAGUUGAACGUUAGUUAAAGUUAGCCGAGAAACCACAGAGGAAGAGGGACCUCCAAACAUGGAGGACACAAGCACUGUGAUGUCCUGGUUCUCCAGCCCCGUGUACAACCGCUACUGGCAGCACUAUUACCAGACCAUGUCUUGGCACCAGAGACACAGACGUGCCUAUCGAAAAGCCCUGGAGGCCGGCACCGGCUACUGCCAGGAGCAGUUUCACCGCAGUCCGCAGCGCUACGCAGACUGGCACGCGCCAAAGAGUGACAAGUGCGAGGAAGGGGAUGAGGAGAGCAGCUCUGACAGCGAGAUCGAGUGUGACGUCAGUAACAUGGAGAUCAGCGAAGAGCUACGACUGUAUUUUGCCCAGACGGAGAGACACAGAGAGGAGCUGAAGAAGCAGAUGGAGGCCGAGCAGCAGGACUGCUACGUGCUGGCUGACCAGGACCUGCGCGGCGGCGGCGGCUCCCAGCAAGGCACCGGAGCUCCUCCCAUCGAGCGACCAGGUGAGAGGCGCGUGGCGGAGAUGAAGAAGCUGUACGGCCAGGACUCCGCCAAGAUCUUGGCCAUUGAGACGGCAAUGCAGCUCACAUUUGACAGAAACUGUGAUCGGAAGCAGCCGAAGUACUGGCCCGUUAUCCCCCUGAAACUGUGAACCAUAAAUAAAAGUUAAAGUUAUUUAAAAAGUUGUUUUUAGGCAUCAAGGGCCCAUACACACAAGAACAGGUCCCAGUCUGUUGUUGUUGUUAUUUUCCUCGUAGCUCGCCUCUUAAACCACACAAGUAUUUAUACACAAAUGUUUCAACGCACUCUGUGAUGUGUAGUUACAACUAAUCCUGUUGUGUGUUUAAGGAGAAAUCUUGAAUAUUCUCCAUUUUAAACAGUUUUUUUUUUACAUAAUAAAUAGUUACAGCAAACCUGAGGUUUUUACAGGAACUGGGUGGAUAAGGAUUGUUUCAUGCUCUCAUGCUCAAUCGUUCUGUAAACACUUUAUGGAAUGAUUAAAUACAAAAUACAGGGUUGUUACUACUAUACAUGAUAUUAUGUUAUCUUUAUGCAUUACUGAAGAAUGACCUCACAACCUGAGUAUGUACCUUGUAUAAAAAGCAAAGGAGAACAAAAAAGACUUAAUUUUUUGUUCUCCUUUGCUUUUUAUACAAGUUUUGUUUUGUUUUUUAUUU
Molecule: messenger RNA, 1290 nt
Organism: Solea senegalensis (Senegalese sole)
Lineage: Eukaryota; Metazoa; Chordata; Actinopteri; Pleuronectiformes; Soleidae
Product: gem-associated protein 8-like
Exons: 1
Coding region: 174-764 (196 amino acids)
Biological process (GO): spliceosomal snRNP assembly
Cellular component (GO): SMN complex
Source: RefSeq, a predicted model, not a curated record